This is a messenger RNA of Ilyonectria robusta, 981 nucleotides long. Its product is annotated as ribosome biogenesis protein Nop16. Gene Ontology annotation, biological process: ribosomal large subunit biogenesis. The transcript has 2 exons. The record is from RefSeq and is a predicted model, not a curated record. Gene Ontology annotation, cellular component: nucleolus. Lineage: Eukaryota; Fungi; Ascomycota; Sordariomycetes; Hypocreales; Nectriaceae. The coding region runs from base 143 to 814 and encodes 223 amino acids.
UAGCCCCAGCCACAUCCUUAUCGAUAACCGCUCCCGAUCAGAAAUUUUGGCGGGCACUUGUCAAUCGUCGUCCACCAGCCAUCCCAAACCUCCAACCUCAACCUUUGCCUCGCCCGUUCAAUCCCCUCCCUCUCCCGCAAUCAUGGGCCGCGAACUGCAGAAGAAGAAGCGCCGCUCCGGCCGCCAGCCCGUCCGCACGUCCAACAAGAGCAAGAAGAUCCUCAACCCGCGCGGCAACUCCACCAUCGCGAAGAACUGGAACAAGGACGAGACCCUGUCGCAAAACUACCGCCGCCUCGGCCUCCUCGCCCGCCUCAAGGCCCCGACCGGCGGCACUGAGAAGCGGCUCGGAGUCGCUGGCGCCGUCACCACCCGCACCUCGGCCAACGACCCCUUCGCCAUCACCACCGUCGAGAACGCAAUCAUCUCCGAGGCCCGCGUCGAGCGCGACGCCGACGGAAAAAUUGUCCGCAUCCUGGGCCACUCGCGCCCCAACCCGCUCAACGACCCGCUCAACGACCUCGACGAGGACAGCGACAUGGAGGGCGCCGACGACAAGGCCGGCGACGAGUGGGGCGGCAUCGAGGACGACGCCAAUGCCACCGAUGUCAUCAAGUCCCUGAUUGAGGAGAGCCGGGCCCCUGUCGUGAAGACGCCUCGCCACCAGAGCAGCCGCGAGAAGGAGUGGCUCGACGCCAUGGUCUCCAAGUACGGCGACGACACGGCCGCCAUGGCCAAGGACCGGAAACUAAACCCCAUGCAGCAGACGGCUGCGGACAUUGCGAAGCGUAUCCGCAAGCUGACCAAGGCCUAACAAGUUCGGGUUACGAUGCACGCGGGAAUGUGAGAGAACAAGGGUGGAUACGAUUUUUGGUUCGUCUUGGUCAAGAGAAUUGGGAGCAUCGGAUGCCAGACAUACAAAAAAGACGGCGUUGGGAGUUGGGCAUUGACAGACAAGAACAGUGAUAUAUGAUACAUAUA